UAUUUCAAAAGAAACAGAAUUUAUCCACACACUGUCUGUGAAAAGUGAAACCCACUCGAGGGUUUAAGAGCGAGCUAACGCCAGAGAGACUAUUUUCCAUUUACAAAUCCUUCCUCAUCGUUGCUAAUGAUGGAGACGGUUAGGCUCCGUUUAGAGUUUGAUCAAGUUCUAAGUAAAUCGCAGAAGUCACUGAACCUCAAACGAUGCUGGAUUCUCCUAAAACCUCAGCACCGAACCAUCUCCGAUCUCUCCGAUUAUCUCCUCCACGCCUUCGACCUCCAAAACGAUUUCCCGAACGGCCUUCUUCUCUCUAUGGAAGGUUUUGCAUUGCCGCCUUUUGAAUCCACUUCCAUUUUAAAAGAUAAGGACAUUAUAAGGGUGGAAAAGAAUGGCAGUGUAUCUACUGAAAUAGUGAUGGUAGGCGAUGGGGUGAAUUCCUUGGAGGUGGUAGAGAUUGUGGAGACGCAGCCUGUAGUUGCAGGCAUGAAUCUUCUAGCAAAUGAGGAAUUUGAGAAGGAAUCUGGAGGCUACCAAAGUGAGGAGGUAGAGGAUGAACCAAAACAGGUGGAAGACGCAGUGCAUGUGGAAAAUUCUCCAGAGGUGAAAACAGUUACCAAAAAGAGAAAGGCAUCAAAGGAACUUAAGAGCCCAAAGAGGAAGAAAAAAAGAUCUUCUAGUAAUGAGAAACGUGUUCUUGCUGUGGAAGAAAAUGGGAAGCAGAACGGAACUUUGAGCGCUGCCAAAGUUGAUGAAAGAAUUAAGAGCAGUCAAGCUUUACCUACUGCAAAGAGGCUAUCUCAGCAUCAAGAAAAUGGCAAUGGGAGUGUGGAUGCAUCCCCUACUCCUGACCAAACUAAAAAGUUGCCUAGUAGAAGUGCUCGACGGAAAAAGGCUAAGAGGAUAUAUUUAAGAAGAAAACUGAAAGCUGAAAGAGAAGAGCUGCAACGAAGGCAAUUACAUGUAAAGUCUGAUGAACAGUCAUCUGAAGAGGAUAGCCAGGGAUUCUCUCAAGAAUCAGAUGAAGAAGGAAAUCGAGAAGUUUCUGAACAGAUGCCCGAAAGAGAGACUAACAAACUCGAGGAAGAUCCUCAACAGCCAGAUCAAGAUGGUGAUGAAGAGGAGGAUGUUGUUCCCAUAGUAAUAAGGCCGGGGCAUAUCCGCUUUGAACCACUCAGCACAGUGGGCUCUAAUCAAGCUGUGGAGCAAAAUCAAAUUCCUUUGGAAACCUUUCGGUGGAAUGGAAUAACAAGCAAAAAGAAGGGUCAAAAAUGGGGUAAAGAAAAAAUCACAUCUUGGAAGGGGAAUGAUUACAAAAAUGUCAAUCAAGAGUGUUCCAAGAUGCUUAAUAUUGAAGCAAGACACGUACAUGAUCGUAUCAACUUUGAGAAGCUUGAAUAUUACACUACGUUGCCAAAGGAAGGUGAUGUGAUUGCUUAUCGUUUGCUUAAACUAUCAUCUUCGUGGACCCCAGAACUUUCAUCUUAUGGAGUUGGAAAGAUAUCACGAUAUGAAAUCGAGAAGAAUAGGGUUGGGCUGGUGCCAGUCCCAAAAUAUCCAAUGAUUCCUGAGGAGGAGAUGGGUGAUGAUACAUCUGGUGGACUAUCAGAAGCAUACCCUUGCGCUAGAGAUGGUUCAUUAUGGAUAGACUUUUCAUCACUUUGUGAGGUUCGUCUCAUCUCCCAAGGCAACUUAAAGUCUGUAAAAUCAGUUGCUGCUGGAGUUGAUGGCGGAGAUCAAGAUAAUAGAUCAAAUCUCAGAAAUGACAAUGAAAAUCAUGCUUCUGUCCAGGAAAAUGGAGCAGUAGAUGCUUGGGAACAAAUAAACCAGGCUUUGAAUGCAAAGAAGGCAGAACUAUCUCAGGAAGAUAAUUGGAACAAAACUGAGAGUUCAGGCAGGAGACCCUGGUCCUACAAGGCAUUAAGAGGCAGCGCACUGGGUCCAACUAUGGCUCUACUAAGAGCACAAAAUGAGCUAUAAGCAUUUUGUUUGGGGAAGUUGUCAUUGACCUUUCACUUUUAGGGUUUUCUAGGCCUUAAAGUUCCCAAAUUUUGUUUUGCCAUGUGUGAUGAAAGAAGUAGGGUGCUUUAGAUGGCUUAGUUUUUGUAUAGUGUAUGCCUCCCCACCUCUCUUUACUGAUGUAAUGAUGUGUUGAUGGUUUCAUGUAUCCUAGAGGCGGAAAAGUCUGAACUUUCGUUGAUCAGCUUCCCCUUUGACCAUCUAACUUGAAUGAACUUAUGUUUUAACUUCAAUUGCAAACCUAAACAUCUUCGUCUCUCA
Jatropha curcas is the source of this 2277-nucleotide messenger RNA. RefSeq names its product sphere organelles protein-like protein. Gene Ontology annotation, cellular component: Cajal body. The record is from RefSeq and is a predicted model, not a curated record. Gene Ontology annotation, molecular function: U2 snRNA binding; U1 snRNA binding. Gene Ontology annotation, biological process: spliceosomal snRNP assembly. NCBI's taxonomy places the organism in Eukaryota, Viridiplantae, Streptophyta, Magnoliopsida, Malpighiales, Euphorbiaceae.